CAGCUUUUUGUUGCCCAGCUUGGAGCCUUACACCAUGAUUCUCUCCCCCGGAGUUUGGUUCGGCCAUGGUGCGGCCAUUCGCACAGCGCAGCCUGCGCAGCCGGUUGCACCUUUGCGCUGCGGCUCCACUUUGCCGACAAGGUGUCCAUGGCCUUUGCUUUGGAGCUUUGGGGUUGGCGGAGUGCUUGGCAGCCGGAGGAAUCAGGAGAGGUGCCGGCUUUGUCGACGAAGCCUACCUGCUGGAAAGGAAGUGGAGGUGGAUUUCAAGGGCCACCGUGUUCGCUGCGUGACAUGCGCCGGCAGUGUCUCAAAGCCAGACAUUGUGCUGGUGCAUGGAGCGACCGGGGUCAGUUUGGUGUCAAAGCAAUUGGACUGGCACUCUUCGAUGAGAAGACUAGAAGCUUCAGAAGCUCAUCGGACGAGUCAGAAGCGUAUGGAUCAGUGUGUUAUGAAUGCAUGCAGCUUUGAGAUUAUUGGGCGUUUCCAUCUAGAGGUUGCGAAGGUUGUGAUGGUCUCGCAAGUUGCAGGAUUCGGCGGCUCAAUCGAGUAUUGGCGACGGUUGAUCCCAGCAUUGUCGGCAGAGGGCUACACUGUCCAUGCCUUUGACCUCUUGGGGCUGGGCCUAUCUGAGAAACCGUCCACAGAGUACAGCAUUGAACUCUGGGCUGAGCAGGUCACUGACUUUGUUUCGAAGUUGGAGAAGGAUGUGGUCUUGGUGGGUAACUCCUUUGGUAGCCUGAUUUCCUUGGUCUCCGCCACGCAGCGACGCCCCAAGGGGAUUGUCAUGCUGAAUUGCGCAGUGGGCAUGAACAACAAGAACAUGGUCAAGUCGCCCAAGAUGAAUGAUUUGCAAAGACUGGUCGCCACACUGAUUUUGGGCCUGGUGGAUCUGAUUUUUCGAUCGCCAAUCCUGGACAUGGCCUUUGAGUCUUUUGCAACAAAAGAGCAGGUCGCCGCUGUGCUCAAAAACUUAUAUCCUACGAACCCUUCUGCAGUGGAUGAUGAGCUGGCAGAAGGAUUUGUGAGACCUGCUGGAACACCUGGAGCACUUGAGGUCUUGCGUCAGAUCUACACCGGAGAUCCGGGCCCGACGCCCAUGGAGCUCUUUGCCAAGGGAUUUCCUAGCGAUCUCCCGCUGAAGGUGAUAUGGGGUGAUCAAGACAACUUGACGCCCAUCAAAGGAGACGUGGGCAGCUUUUUCACGGAGCUUGCCAAGGAGCGAAAGACCAUCGACUUCGAGAUCAUUUCAGGUGGUCAUUUGCCCCAUGACGAGAACCCGCAGGCCGUGAACAAGGCAGUGUUAUCUUGGCUUUCUCGGGAACCUUGGACCUCAGGUAGCUAAGUGGCAAAUGCGUCCUGAGAUGGUGCCAGUGCCGCUGCUGCCCUUUUGAAGCAGCUGUGUGCAAGAAACGUGGACAGGAAAAGCAGAGCUGGUCCUGCCGUUACGUUUGAUAACUUCUACGAUUCUACUAGACACCUU
Durusdinium trenchii is the source of this 1480-nucleotide messenger RNA. NCBI's taxonomy places the organism in Eukaryota, Dinophyceae, Suessiales, Symbiodiniaceae. The record is from the annotation of a GenBank genome assembly.